Messenger RNA from Oncorhynchus mykiss (rainbow trout), 2236 nucleotides. Its product is annotated as immunoglobulin superfamily member 11. Lineage: Eukaryota; Metazoa; Chordata; Actinopteri; Salmoniformes; Salmonidae. The record is from RefSeq and is a predicted model, not a curated record. Gene Ontology annotation, cellular component: plasma membrane.
AGAAGGUAAACGGUUUCCGUUGCGAGACGUAAUAAAUACACGCCAGGUGCCUGCAGUUUGGUUUACCUGAGUGAGGUGCGCUUGGAGCACCAAUAUUGGACAUUUGACACCUGAGAGGACUGCAACACUAUUCCUGUGGGUGAUUGAAAAGGGGACAUCGACAAUGAUACUAUUUUUCAUACUUGCAGUUUUCUCCUCUGCCAGAGGCCUACAGGUGGCCAUUGGACAACCUACAUAUGAGGUUGCGCGAGGCGAUGAUGUCACCCUGGUGUGUAGUUUCAUUCCUGCUGCACAAUCCACCCCCUCCACAUUGGUUAUCGUCACAUGGUCCAUGGAGGCUGAUAGCCCUGUUGAUCCGAAGAUUGUUAUUGCCACAUUCUACUCUAUCAACAAUCAAGUGGACAUCAAGCCUUCCUAUAAAGACCGAGCAGAGAUGACCCAUGACAUCACUGGAGGGCGGAGCACCCUGACCCUCCGCAAGGUGUCCAUGCAGGAGAACAGGCUGUGGCAGUGCAGGGUGCAGAUCCCUGGAGACGAGGAGGGGACGCCUUCCGCCACCACCGAACUAGUGGUCCUUGUGGCUCCCUCCGUGCCCGUCGUCAGCGUACAGGGCGAAGCAGAGUACUGGAACAACAUCAACCUGACCUGUGUGUCUGAGGAGGGCUCUCCUGCCCCGACCUAUAGCUGGAAAACAAACGAUGUCAGGAAUACUCCCAGAGUAUUCCCACCGAGGACCACGGAGAAGAAUGGUGUUCUAUCUCUGUUUAAUAUCUCCAUGGAGACUUCCGGUUUCUUCAUCUGCACCGCGACCAACCAGGUCCGAUCUGCCAGCUCAAACUUCACCCUCACUGUCAUGCCCCCCUCCAUGAAGGUCGGGUCCACAGCAGCCAUCAUUGGAGGGGUCGUAGCUGGGGUCCUGGUCCUGGGGAUUGUCAUAUACUGCUGCAGGAAGAAGAGGAACAAAUCUAAACAGGAGAAUGUUCAAGGAGUUCCAGAAGUGGUGAAGUUCCAUGACACGCCGACACUCAACGUUGGGGCAGGUUACCGGGACGACAUACCGGAAGACAGGACUGAGGGGAGCAUCGUGCUGCAUGACCAAUACGAGACGCAAGGGGAGAUGGAUCACGAUGACCAAAGUGUUAGAACAGAUUGCAGUGAUGGCCGUAAGGAGAAGUCUGAUGACAACCGCAACAACUAUGGAGAUCAGCGCGAUCGCUAUGGUGGCAGCCGCGAUCGCCUCGACGACCAGCGCGAUCGCUAUGGUGGCAGCCGCGAUCGCCUCGACGAUCAGCGUGUUCGAUAUGGUGGCAGUCGUGAUCGCCUUGACGACCCACCUGUUCGCUUUAGUGGCAGCCGCGAUCGCCUUGACGACCCACCUGUUCGCUAUGGUGGCAGCCGUGAUCGUCUUGACGACCCGCCUGUUGUUCGCUAUGGUGGCAGCCGUGAUCGUCUUGACGACCCGCCUGUUGUUCGCCAUGGUGGCAGCCGUGACCGCCUUGACGACCCGCCUGUUGUUCGCCAUGGUGGCAGCCGUGACCGCCUUGACGACCCACCUGUUGUUCGCCAUGGUGGCAGCCGUGAUCGCCUCGACGACCCGCCUGUUCGCCAUGGUGGCAGCCGUGAUCGUCUUGACGACCCGCCUGUUGUUCGCCAUGGUGGCAGCCGUGAUCGCCUCGAUGACCCGCCUGUUCGCCAUGGUGGCAGCCGUGACCGCCUUAAUGACCAGCAUGAUCGGUACAAUGACCAGUACGACGAAUCAUAAGAUGACCAACAUGUCCUAUUUCCAGGUUGUCCAAGGGAAUUACAGCCAUCCUCCUCAAUGCUAAUCUGCUGGUACAGGGAGCCUACUUCAGUAGUAUCCCAUGCUGGUGCACUACCCUAUAAUUUCCCCUUUGAUUCUAAUGCCUCACAAACAAUCAUUCAUGUUACUCCAUUUCCAGGCUGUUGUUAACUGCCCAAGGUGCUCAGUAAUUUGGACAUUUACUCAAUCAAAAUAAUACCAGAUCUUGGUGCACUUGAUAACCGGAAUUUGGAAAAUACAAAAAAUGAUUUUAUUUGAUAGACAAACUAGGCCUAGACUUGGUCUUGGUAUUUGAUGAGCAUCCCCAUUAACUGUUGCAAAAGCAGCAGCUACUCUUUCUGGAGUCCACAAGAACAGCUCAAUAGACAAGAACAGCUCAAUAGACAAGAACAGCUCAAUAGACAAGAACAGCUCAAUAGACAAGAACAGCUCAAU